Molecule: messenger RNA, 2863 nt
Organism: Salvelinus sp. IW2-2015
Lineage: Eukaryota; Metazoa; Chordata; Actinopteri; Salmoniformes; Salmonidae
Product: alpha-N-acetylneuraminate alpha-2,8-sialyltransferase ST8SIA3
Biological process (GO): N-glycan processing; oligosaccharide metabolic process
Molecular function (GO): alpha-N-acetylneuraminate alpha-2,8-sialyltransferase activity
Source: RefSeq, a predicted model, not a curated record
CGGAGGUGUAAUACAGUCAUGACACUUUUAGUCGUAUUUUCAUCUGGGCUCAACAAACACUUCUCCAUUUGCACCGGAAUAUGUGAAAUGAUUUAAUGGGGAGAGGUUGCGUAGCCGAGACCGGUGAGAAUUUUGCUGGAUUGAUACAUUGACGUGAAUUUCAGAUGCAUCGCCCUAAUGGUAUUCAUCUGCCUGCCUUGAGAGAAUUUGUAGUUCAGCGCGAAGGCAAGGCAGCAGGGAUGAUGUGAGUGCACGAAGACAAAUCGCUAACUACCAUUUCAACCACAUUGCAUAUUUGCCGUCCAUUUUACAUUGAAAAGCAUGUUUAUUUUGUAUCAUAAAAACAAUAUGUAUAGCCAAAAUCAACAUCUAGAAUCGAGGUGAUGAAGGCUGGCACAUUUCCAUCGCUGUUCUUCAAGGAAUGAAAACGCUCCAAGAUGGUCCGCAUCGCAAACGCCCUGGGUCUGGUCAUAUUGAUGGUUGCUCUUCUCAUUUUAUCCUUAAUAAGUUAUGUGUCUAUUAGAAAGGACAGCAUCUUCUCUUCCACAAAAAAUGACAAUAUGGGAGGACCACGGAUAAUGUUCCAUGCAGGAUUUCGGUCACAGUUUGCCAUGAAUUUCCUGGACCCAUCCUUCAUCCCAUUAACCAAUGCUCUGAACGAGGAGCUGCAAGGGAAACCCUCCAAAUGGAAAUUCAAUAGGACAGCUUUUUAUCAGCAAAGGAAAGAGAUCUUCCAUUACAUUGAUGUGGCCAACAACUUCUCCCUCACCAAGAAUGGUGUGCGCGUCGGCCAGCUGAUGCACUUCGACUACUCCAGUCACAAGUAUGUCUUCUCUAUAAGCAACAACCUGAAGUCACUGCUUCCUGAUGCUUCGCCCAUCCAGAACAAGCACUACAACGUGUGUGCCGUGGUGGGUAACAGUGGGAUCCUGACUGGUAGUCAUUGUGGGCCAGAGAUCGACAGUGCCGACUUUAUCUUCCGCUGCAACUUCGCCCCUACCGACUCCUACUACAAGGAUGUGGGCCGGAAGACCAACCUCACCACCUUUAACCCCAGCAUCCUGGAGAGGUACUACAACAACCUUUUGACCAUCCAGGACCGCAACAACUUCUUCCUCAACCUGAAGAAGCUGGAGGGGGCCAUUUUGUGGAUCCCUGCGUUUUUCCUCCACACCUCGGCCACCGUCACACGGACCCUGGUGGACUUCUUUGUUGAGCACAAGGGGCAGCUGAAAAUCGAGCUGGCCUGGCCGGGAAACAUCAUGCAGGAUGUCAACAAAUAUUGGAAGACCAAGAACCUGUCCCCGAAGCGACUCAGCACUGGUAUCCUCAUGUACACUCUGGCAUCGGCCAUGUGUGAGGAGAUCCAUCUGUAUGGCUUCUGGCCCUUCGGCUGGGAUCCCAACACAGGCAAGGAGCUGCCCUACCACUACUAUGACAAGAAAGGAACCAAGUUCACCACCAAGUGGCAGGAGACCCACCAGCUGCCCAGUGAGUUUAAGCUGCUUUACAAGAUGCAUGGAGAAGGUGUGACCAAGCUGAGCCUUUCACACUGUUCUUAGACAUUCCAGCCUGGGUGACAGGGCGUCAAGAAUUUAAUUUGGUGGAGCUCCAACACAGCAGCUGACCUUGCGCUCACGUAAUAUAUUUUGCGACUCGAAGCAGACAAUGCAUGAUUUAGUAGUAAGACGUAUUACUCUUUCACUCCAGAAACACACCAUCAUACCACCACUGCAUCUUGCCUUUCAGCUUCGUCAUAGGGUAUGUAAUUCACACUUUAGGUUGCGAGGAACAUGGCACAGUAUUUCAAAUUUGGAUUACUGGUUGAUGAUGUCGUUAUGAUGUAUAUUAUGCUGAAUAUAUUAUGUCACACUAUCAUAGUACUUAUCAUACAAUAUUUCACAUCACAUUAUUUGCAUUGCUAUCAUAAUUGUGUGGAUAAAUAGAUCAAUAAAACACACAGACACUUUAUGAAAAAUAAUCACUAUUUCCAAACAAAAGUUUUUUCCAGAAUGUAGGGGUGAGGUGGGGGGCAUAAUUAUUAUUAGGCUAUAGCCUUAUUUCAAAGGGAUUUGAUUGUUCUUUUGAUAUCACUGCUUAGUCUCAGGGAAGGAGUUAAGAGAAGGAAUGUUGUUAUUUUUUUUUAUCAGAUUCAAAUGCUCCCACUGAGGUGCAAACAGACACACUGUCUAUUUUCCAUCCCUUUUUAGCAUACAGUGAAGUACCACAGGUGCCAGCAGACAGACAAUGGGCCCAGCCAGCACACUGCACUGCUAACUACUGUAGCAGUGAGAUUUGUUUACAAUGCCCCUUAAUGUAUAUAAUUGCUGCCCUAUAUAGAUAAAGAUACUGUAGCGAUAGCCAUAGUCCCACUAUUUUACUGAGAUUCUGGUGAUAGCUCUGGUAAUAUUAAAAUUUGCGAAUUAGUAAUCUACAUUCCAACACCAAGCCAUAGACUGAGCUUAGUUACAGUACACUUUAAAGUAUAUAUAUUGUUGUUAUCAUCCCGAUUAAGAAUUGUUCUUGAGUAAAACAUUCAGAAAAAGUGUCAGAAUUCUGUUUUAGUUUCAUACGACUUCAACUCUAUCUAUUUUCAAAAUACCAUUGAACACCAUGGUGCUAAAGGUAAAAGGAAUUUCACCAACCAGUCUUUACAUUGUGGGAUGCAUACUGUAACAGCAUUUUUUGUUUUAGUCAAACGCUGAACACAUAACUCAUGUUAUGACCCAUGUAUCAACGCAGGGAAACAUUUUGCUUCCCACCACAUUCACUGUGUGUACAAAACUUUAAGAACACUUUCCUAAUAUUGUCUCAAUUGUCUCAAGGCUUACAAAUCCUUCUUUAACCUGUCUCGUCCCCUUCA